Messenger RNA from Quercus lobata, 3494 nucleotides. Its product is annotated as Pentatricopeptide repeat (PPR) superfamily protein. Gene Ontology annotation, molecular function: protein binding; mRNA binding. The transcript has 4 exons. NCBI's taxonomy places the organism in Eukaryota, Viridiplantae, Streptophyta, Magnoliopsida, Fagales, Fagaceae. The coding region runs from base 546 to 2753 and encodes 735 amino acids. The record is from RefSeq and is a predicted model, not a curated record.
UUCGAUAACGGAUUGAAAUGUGAUGAGUGAAAUUGCCAUCCCUAGGCUAUGGUUAAGCCUAGGUCAAAAUGUCAAUAAUUUUGAAAUUUGGGGAGGUAAUGUCGAUUGUAGAAAAUCGUGUAUACUGAGUCAAAUAUUUGAUUAAAUUUAGGAGUGCGUUGUAAUUGGUAAUUUACCCAAAAAAAAAAAAGAAAAAAGAAAAAAGGAGGAGGUAUCCGAACCAAAGAAAAGAACCACAGUGAUCCGAACCGGACCCAAAACCCAAAACCUCCGAAACCCCUGGGCUGGAGUCCAGAAUCCAUGGCUGCAUCUUCUACACCUCCUUAUUCAAACCCUCUAUCGGAGCAGCCACCUUCUUCUACAUUUCUCUGCGGCAGAGCUCUCUCUUCCAAACUCAAGCUCCGCCGUCACCACCAUCAACAACAACAACCCUCUACCAUGUCUCUUUCUCAAAUCCCAACAAAACCCACAUCCACAAUUCUUUAAAACCUCUCUCUCUCUCUCUCUCUCAAAACAUCUAACGCAUGGUGUAGCUUCUCUACUCAAUGACCCACUGUGUGCGAGCUUCUAAAGCUUUAGCCUUUACUACAGUUUCACACCCUUUUGCUCUCAAGGUACGUUUUUUCUUCCCUUUGUUUUCUUCCUUCCAUAACUGUCCCGCUAGUACUACAACCAUAGGCAUAGCUUCUACCGCCGCUACAAUCUCUGAGACCCAAUACAGAGACCUUAUUUUCGAUACCAUUGAAGAAAAGCCCUGGGCUUUUUGUAACAACAACUGGGUAUCUGAUCAAUUUCGAGCUGUUAUUGUUGACCCCGAGUUGUUCAUCCGAGUCCUUGAUUCGAUUCGGAUUAGACCCAGAAUUGCUUUGCGGUUCUUUCGAUGGGUUGAGGGUCAACCGGGGUUUAAGCCGUCUGAGUUUGCGUUUUGUGCUAUGCUUGAAAUACUUGUGAAGAAUAAUUUGAUGAGGUCGGCUUAUUGGGUGGUGGAGAGGGUUAUUAGUGUAGAUAUGCAUGGAAUUGUGGAUGUUUUGGUUGAUGGGUAUGUUGGCUAUGAGGUUUCGGUUAAGCUUCUCGAUCUUUUGUUAUGGGUUUAUACGAAGAAAUCCAUGAUUGAGCAAUGCUUGUUGGUUUUUGAUAAGAUGAUUGCAAAUGGGUUGUUGCCGGAUGUCAAAAAUUGUAAUAGGAUUCUUAGGAUACUUAGGGAUAGAAAUCUUGUAACUAAAGCUAGAGAGGUUUAUAGAAUGAUGGGGGAGAGUGGGAUUAAGCUGACGAUUGUUUCUUAUAAUACUUUGUUGGAUUCGUAUUGCAAGCAAGGGCAAGUGCAGCAAGCACUCGAGCUUUUGUCCGAGAUGCAAAGGAGAGGGUGCUUUCCGAAUAAUGUGACCUAUAAUGUGCUGAUUAAUGGGUUGUCAAAGAAAGGGGAGUUAGAGCAGGCCAAGGGGCUGAUUGGGGAGAUGUUGAAAUCAGGAUUGAAAGUUUCAGCUUACACAUAUAACCCAUUGAUUUGUGGCUAUUGCAAGAAGGGAUUGAUUGUUGAGGCAUUACGUUUUGAGGAGGAGAUGGUAAUUAGAGGAGUUAACCCAACUGUGGCAACUUAUAAUACGUUAAUGUAUGGCCUCUGCAUGUUGGGAAGCAUGGUGGAUGCUAGACAGCGGUUUUCUGAUAUGUUAAAGAAGAAUGUGAUGCCAGAUGUAGUUUCAUAUAAUACUCUAAUAUAUGGGUAUUGUAGGUUGGGGGAUAUUCGGGAGGCUUUUCUAUUGUAUAGUGAGUUACGAUGGAGGAAUCUUGCUCCUACUGUUAUUACCUAUAAUACUCUUAUAGAUGGUCUUUGCAGGUUGGGGGACUUGGAUGUAGCUCAGCAGAUAAAAAAUGAAAUGGUCAACCAAGGUAUUCGCGCUGAUGUUUUCACUUAUACGAUUCUGGUGAAUGGGUCUUGCAAGAUGGGAAAUUUGGCAAUGGCUAAGGAUUUCUUUGAUGAGAUGUUGCAAGAAGGAUUGAAGCCAGACCGCUUCGCAUACACAACUCGGAUAGUGGGUGAACUCAAACUUGGUGACACAUUAAAGGCAUUAAGUAUGCAAGAAGAGAUGCUAGCUGUGGGGUUCCCUCCUGAUUUGAUCACAUACAAUGUUUUCGUAAAUGGGCUCUGUAAGUUGGGCAAUUUGGAAGAAGCAAGUGACUUGUUGCAGAAAAUAGUUCGUGAUGGUCUUGUUCCCGAUCAUGUGACAUAUACUAGCAUCAUUCAUGCUCAUUUGGAAAAUGGACAACUUAGGAAAGCCAAAGAGUUAUUCAAUGAGAUGCUGAGUAAAGGCAUAUCCCCUUCAGUAGUGACAUACACGGUACUAAUUCAUGCGCAUGCGGGUAGGGGGAGUCUAGAACUGGCAUAUAUGUUUUUCUUGGAGAUGAAGGGGAAGGGUGUUUUGCCCAAUGUGAUCACCUACAAUGCUCUGAUAAAUGGUCUUUGCAAAGUUAGGAGAAUGGAGCAGGCUUACAAAAUUUUUGCGGAGAUGGAAGAAAAAGGAAUACUUCCAAAUAAGUAUACCUACACUAUUUUAAUAAGUGAGAACUGCAACAUGGGCAACUGGCAGGAAUCUUUGAGAUUGUAUGUAGAGAUGCUGGAUAGACAAAUUCAGCCUGAUUCUUGUACACACAGUGCACUUCUAAAACAGCUAGACAAAGAUUACAGAUUGCAUGCAGUCCAGUACCUUGAGAGUUUAAUUCUAGGUAGCAAAGAAACUUCUGAAGUGAGGACUUGAAAUAUCCCAUUGUGGCAUUCUUGCUGCCUCUGGUGAUUGUUGAGAGAGAGCAAUGUCUAUAAUUUGGAGUAGUCCAAUCAAACGAAAAGUUGCUCCACUAACCAUUGGGAUGGAGCUGCUGAUGGGUGAAUUUGGAAAUUUCAAAAGUCAAUGGUCAAAUACCUAUUUCAUUUUUGAUCCAUUGUUAGCUGCACUGAGCAAUACUUAAAACCAAUCCUUGGAUCGGAUCAAUAAAAUUAUAUAUUGGAGGCAGAAUUAUGCUUCAAAGAGUCAACAACAGACUUGGUAGGUUUUAACUCAAGACCUUACCCUCAACGUUGCACUCACAAGAGGAAGAGGCGCUGUUUAAGGUAGAGCUCUUUGGCAAAUACAGCCCAAUACCUUUACCAUUAAAUAAACUAGGAGCUGUGUUUGUAUCCGAGAGAGAGAGAGAGUAAUGGUGGAUCACUUAUUGCUUCACUGUCCUAUUGCUUUGGAGUUAUGGUCUAUAGUGUUUGGGUUAUUCAGAGUGUAUUAUGUUACACGGAAGUCUGUUGUUGAUCUAUUUGCUGCUUGGCAAGGGUGAUUUGGAAAUCAUAGAAAUUGUAUUAUUUGGAAAGCUGUUCCCCAUUGUGUGAUGUGGUAUAUUUGGAGGGAGAAGGAUAGGGAUGCUCGAAGUGUUGAGAACAUAGAAAGAAACAUACCGGAUACUAAGUUGUUCUUUUUAAGAACUCUAUUGGAUUGGAUGUCUACUAUGGGUUG